Molecule: messenger RNA, 195 nt
Organism: Racocetra persica
Lineage: Eukaryota; Fungi; Glomeromycota; Glomeromycetes; Diversisporales; Gigasporaceae
Source: the annotation of a GenBank genome assembly
AUGUCUUUUUAUAACAAAGAUAAUACUAAAGUAUCAACUCAUGGAAUGUUUGAUCAACACAAUUCAAAUAAUAACAUGGUGCAAACUUCUAGAUAUAUUCGCAUACUUGAAGCUAAUUUAGCUAAAGAUUCUAAUCAAGAUAGUAUGAAAGAUUCUCAACAAUUAAUUAAAAUAAUGUUAACAAAUGAUGAAUAA